ACGUGUGCGCGCUCCCGCGAGGGGCGGGUAAAACUCGGCAAAGCUCUGCAGGAACAAGAGGGAAGUGUGGAUCGGGUGUGGAUCGAGACGUCGGAGAAGUGAAGAUUUGUCCGGUCAGAAGAAGCUGCCUUUGCCUUGUGUAGGAGAUGGCGUUUUUAUGGAGGUGGUUGAACAACUUGAUGCAAGUUCGUGGCCAAGUUUUGUUGUUCCUCAAACCACCAAACCCAAAAACACAGAGCCAAAUACUGAAUGUGUUUCUCCUGCCAAACAACGUCCCUCUGGAAGAGGUGAAGGCACAACAGGGAGAUUCUGUGUACAUAGAGACGUCUUCUGAAUGCAGACUCAUCAAUCGUCAAAGUUACAGUGUUCACUGUCCGGAGGCGAAUAAAAUUGUGCCUCAUAUAGCAGAGUGCAACUUGGAUUAUGGACCAAAUUACCAUCCAACUUUUGAGAUCUUCCUGCCUGCAAACAUAGAAGAGGUGACGAUAACGCUCCAAGACCCAAGAAAUGCAGAUGUCUGGAAGCGUCGUGUUGAACUGACUGGUCCUGGUCCAGCAGGGAUUCCCAAACGGAUUCAGGACGCCAAGAUGAAGAAGAUAGUCCUCAUCAACAUCCUGGACGAUCUGAGAGAAGACGAGUUCAAGCGCUUCAAGUGGUUCCUGGAGAAAGAAUCGUUGCUCAGUUUCAGAGAGAGCGAACUGUUGGAGGCAGAGAGGGUGGAAACCGUAGAUCUGAUGGUGGAGAAAUAUGGAAUUUCUGGAACUGUGAAGAUGAUGGUGAAAGUUUUAGAAAACAUGUCCAAGUAUGACCUGAUGAAGAAAUUACUCAGCUCAGGAACAGAAGGUCCUGGUCCAUCAAAGACUCCCGUAUCGUCUCCUCCUGCCAAGGACGCCAAGAUGAAGAAGACAGUCCUCAUCAACAUCCUGGACGAUCUGAGAGAAGACGAGUUCAAGCGCUUCAAGUGGUUCCUGGAGAAAGAAUCGUUGCUCAGUUUCAGAGAGAGCGAACUGUUGGAGGCAGAGAGGGUGGAAACCGUAGAUCUGAUGGUGGAGAAAUAUGGAAUUUCUGGAACUGUGAAGAUGAUGGUGAAAGUUUUAGAAAGCAUGUCCCAGUAUGACCUGGUGAAGAAAUUACUCAGCUCAGGAACAGAAGGUGAGUCUGAUGUCAAACCGGACCCAAACACAGCAGAGACAAAGAUGGACGUGUCUGAGGACGUCAAAAAGCUGAAGAAGCCUCCAUCAAGCUUCACACCUGAACUGAAAACUGAGUCUACACAAGUCUCAUACAGGUUCAGGUGUCCUGGUCCAGGUGGGUUCCAGUGUACUUUGACUGGACUGGUUUUUGUUGUGGCUCAGGAGGCGGAGCUGCUCUACAGGACUGUCCAAUGGGAUGAGAGCCUCCUCCAAUCAGCUGGAAAGACGCCAGCAGGGCCGCUGUUCAAUAUCCAGUGUCCUGAGGAAGCAGUGUGUGAGCUCCACCUCCCACACUGUGAAACAAAGGACGAUCUGCGGCCUGAAGGACUGCUGUCUGUCAUCCACAUCACUGAUGAUGGAAUGAGCGUCCUCGAACCGCUGGAGAUCACAGACACUCACGUGAUCGUCAAAGUCCCUCAUCUGUCUCCCUUUGGCCUCACCUUGGAUCUGGAGUUUUUAGGGAGGUUCUGGAACGGCAAGAAACCAGUUACUGGCGAAGUUCUGCUGUUCCUCCGAUCUCUGGACAGAGGGCUUCGAGUACUCGAUGUUUUUCUCCUGCCAAGCAACAUCCCUCUGACAGAGGUUGCCGCCCAACAAGGAGCUGCUGAAUACAUCAAGAUCUCCUCUGACUGUAAACUGAUCACUGGUGAGAAUUACCGUCUCCACUGUGAACCUGAGGACUUGCACAUACAGCCUGAGCAUGCAGAGUUUCGCUCCAAGUAUGGGCCAAAUUUCUUUGCAACGUUUGAGGUUUUCCUGACUACAAACCCGGAGACAGUGACUUUGAAGGUCCAAGACCAAGUCAAGACAGAUGUCUGGAAACGCAGUGUUCCUCUGCCAGGUCCAAGAAUGGAAAUGAGACUCGCAGCAGAGCACAGGGACCCGGCAGAGGCCAGGGACCUGGCAGAGGCCAGGCUGCUCCUGGCUCGGACAGAGUUUAUUAACAGAGUGUCUAAUUCUCUUCUAGACCAGCUUCUGAAUAAACUUCUUGAUGGUGGUGUCGUAACUGAUCUUGAAGCGGAGUCAAUGAGAAAACACGAGAGAGCAGAAACAGCACGAAACGUCAUCGACGUAGUGCGAAAAAAGGGAAGUGAAGCCAGCUUAGUUCUGAUCACUGCUCUCUGUGAGCUGGAUCCAUUCCUUUCCAGAGUGCUCGGAUUAAGAUGAAGAAUUGAAUUGAUUUUUAUAUAAAUGUAUAUUACAGAUAUUUAAAACAUCAUGUAUAGAUAAAAACAAAGGCACAUUUAAUAUGAAUUUUAUUCUGAUGUAACAUUUGUCUUUAUACAAACCAAAUGGUGCUCGUUUUUGUUAUGUUCAGAUCCAGAACCGAUGUCUUUUAUCUUCAAUUUACAUUGACAAUUCUAAUAAAAACAUUUCAAAUUCAAACAUGGUCUUGUACUAAAAAUACCCAGCACUGUAAAUAUGUGAGCAGAGAUACUUCUGGCGCCCUGUUCAGAGCUACAUGGUAAAAGCUGAUAACUGAAAUAAAAAAAGGAAGUGGACAAAAUUACAUUUACAUGUCUAGACUCAAAAGACGCUGUAUAUAAAAAAACAAAGGCUCAUUUAAC
Seriola dumerili (greater amberjack) is the source of this 2761-nucleotide messenger RNA. RefSeq lists its product as uncharacterized. Lineage: Eukaryota; Metazoa; Chordata; Actinopteri; Carangiformes; Carangidae. The coding region runs from base 147 to 2360 and encodes 737 amino acids. Gene Ontology annotation, biological process: regulation of apoptotic process. The transcript is spliced from 15 exons. The record is from RefSeq and is a predicted model, not a curated record.